Messenger RNA from Trametes versicolor FP-101664 SS1, 2286 nucleotides. RefSeq names its product acid protease. Gene Ontology annotation, molecular function: aspartic-type endopeptidase activity. The transcript has 13 exons. Bases 139 to 1980 code for a protein of 613 amino acids. The record is from RefSeq and is a predicted model, not a curated record. NCBI's taxonomy places the organism in Eukaryota, Fungi, Basidiomycota, Agaricomycetes, Polyporales, Polyporaceae. Gene Ontology annotation, biological process: proteolysis.
GGGACGACCGCCGCCACCGCUGCGGCGUCAGAGGCGUCUGUGGCAGCUGCGCAGCGACGAGGUCUCUACGGGCUUCUGGUCCCGCUCCUCUUUGCAACCCCCUUAAGCCGUGCUGCGGCUGUUGUUCCACCUCCGGGCAUGCCGCCCUUCGCGGCCGCCGAAGGGAAGCUCGUGGCCUCGGGGGUGAGCAUCCCGUUCAAGCUCGCCCCGCUGCCGGAGCUGCGAAAUGGGUCCGACCAGGCGAAGGACACGCGGCGCCAGAUAUAUGUCGUCCCGGCGUCCGUUGCAGGCGAGACGUUCGAGCUAAUUCUGGACACGGGGAGCGCGGACCUGUGGGUAGACACCAGCAUACUGCUUUCCGGUGUAUUGUCUGCCCCAGAGCUCCAGGACACCGAGCUCCCCAUUCAGCUCAACUACGGGCUGAACGGAUCGGACACCACUGCCCGGGGCACGGCGCAACUGGCGAACGUCGGAAUGGGAAGCCUGACCGUGCACAGCCAAGCUUUUGUCAACGUACUCGGCGCGCCCGCAGUUACGCAGUAUGGCGACCAGGGAAUCUUAGGUUUAGGCCCACCGGGUCAGUGGAGUGUCGUCCGGAACGCGCUGUCUAGCUCGCAGUGGAACGAGAAGACAUUUUUGUACAAUAUGUUCAAACAGCAUACAUCUCUUGGGAAUUUCUUUGCCAUCGGGUUUGGGACGAGGGACCAUGCUGGCGUGGUGCAAGGCGGGAAUUUGUCUAUAGGCGAAGUCCCCUCCACUCGUGCGGAAAUCGUCGAUAUGCCGAAACUGCCGCUUGCCACAGGACGAGUGUGGGACGUAUCCUCGGGAGGAUUCUUGGUGAACGGGGCCGCGCCUAAUGUUUCUGCUGCCACCAAUAGCGCCGUGGUAAAUUACGGAAUGAUGUUAGACACCGGCGCGUUUGGGGCGUACAUCCCGCCGGAAUACCUAGCGGCGAUUUAUAGCCCCGUUCAAGGAUCCUCCCUGCUAGAUGAUGGCGCCUGGAGUGUACCAUGCGAUACGAGGAUGAACGUCUCGGUCAUGUUCGGCGAUGUUGUCUACCCCAUCCAUCCGCUGGACAUGACCGAAGUGUACGACGUACAAGAAGGGACGGUGCUCUGCAGGAGUCUUUUCCAACCCAACACUGACCCGAGGAUACCGUUCUUGAUUGGCCUCAACGUUCUACGGAACACAUACAUGUUGUUCAACUACGGGGACGUGGAUGAUCCCGCGAACACGGCGCCGUACAUACAAAUACUCAGUAUCACAGAUGCGGAGGAGGCUUCCAGGGAGUUUGACGCAAUGAACACAGCCCGCAUUGAGGCUUUCAUGAUCAUCCGCCGCAUCUCGAGCUCGUUCUUCCCGCGCCCGGACAGGCCCUGGAGCGAAGACGCGACCUCCACGGCUCCUCAGAUCGGCCGCAAGCGGAGGCUGAGCACGGACGAGCAGGAGGAGCGCGAGACGACGCCUUCGGCGAAGAAGCAGCGCGCGGAGCUUGAAGAGCAGGCAGAGAGCAAGCGGGACCAGUCGCCUAGCCAGCCGGGGAAGGAGACCGAAGAGGUGAAGGAGGUGACUGAGGGUGUGCGCGAGGUCGAGCUCGAGGAUGGCAAGGUCGCCUCGACAUCACACGCUGUCGACGGGGAGGCGCCAGCGGAGGGUAGCACGGAGGAGGCAGCUGCUGUCCCUCUUCCGGACUCCCCGGAGUUGAAGGCGACCGUCACCCCGGAGAAAGUCGCAGACGAGGGCGCGAGCAAGGCGGAGGGCUCAGCAGCUGCAGAAGAAGACGCAUCGCCGGAGGCCGCAGAGACGACGGUCACUGAGGACAUCCUCGCAGCAGCGCUCGAGGACGAUGUGCCCGGCUUGACGCUCCCCGCACAUACCGAUGAGGAAGUACCCUCCACUAAGGCGGCCUCCAGCAUACCCGCUUCCCAUACCCCCGCGGACGCCGCCCUAGAGACGACCCAGGAAGCGAUCGCAGCAUAAUCGCGCCCGCACUGGACCCACGCCCUCUUGGAUACUGCAGUGUGCCGACGUCUCGACGUGCUUCUCUCCCAUACCUCUCUCUGCAUAUACACAUACACCCACACAUACCGACCGGCCUCAAUAUUUGCCGCGAUACCCUCGCACCACGCUCGCAUCCUCCUCUCUGCUGCUCGUCCUUGGCUCGGUCGGACGCACCUGCCUAAUCUAUGGAGAUUAAUGUAUACUGACCGCUGCUAUGUUGUUUGUACGAUGCGUCCCCCACGUCGCUCUUUACCAUCUAUCAUCCAUCUCGCUCGCACCGCUUCC